GCCUGAUCUAAGGGAACAGUUAGCCCCUUUUGAGAUCAAGACAUUCAGUGAGAUGUGCAAUAAGCUUCGAAUAGUUUCUCGGAGGAAGAGAGAGGCUAGAUUAGAAGCUGAUAGAGAGAGGAGGAAAGAACCUCAUGGGAAACCCCCUAUCCACACCAGACCCAUUGGUGGAGUAGAGAAGAGGAGCAGUCAAAUCUUUGGAGGCUUUAGAAAUCAGAAGAAGAAGGGCUACUAUCAUAAGGGCCAGAGCUACAGAGGGAAUCAGAGUGGAAGUCAAGGGUCCUAUAGGAGCCCAGCUACCUUUAAUCCUACUCCUAGUGCUGCUAGUAAUCAAGCAUGCAGUAAGUGUGGGAAGUUUCAUUCUGGUGAUUGUUGGGUUUGUUACAUCUGCCAGAAGCCUGGUCAUAUUGCCCGAUUCUGCUAUCAAAACCAAAAUAGGGGUAAUGAUCAGAGACCUACAGUGCCAGCACGAGUGUAUGCCCUCUCUGGGCCGGAGGCUACUAAUAACCCUAAUGCUAUCCGAGGAGAAGAGCCAAGAGUGACACGUGGAGGAGUCCCAGAGGCUUAGUGGUAUAGAUCCACUGUCUCUUUUGGGUAUUUAAUUUAUGAUUUAUAAUGUGUUAUAUUGCCAAUAUUAGGACUUUUUUAUGUUUAUUGUCAAUUAUAUGAAUAUAUAAAUGUAAUCAUGCCUUUCAAACUAUUUCUAUUUUUGGUACAAUUUGGAUGACUGUAAUUUUAAUAUUUGGUUUACUUUGGAUUGGUUAAAAUGGCAUGAUUAUAAGGCCAAAUAACUGGCUUGUGUUGAAAAUUGACUAAA
Messenger RNA from Prosopis cineraria, 817 nucleotides. RefSeq lists its product as uncharacterized. The coding region runs from base 53 to 568 and encodes 171 amino acids. NCBI's taxonomy places the organism in Eukaryota, Viridiplantae, Streptophyta, Magnoliopsida, Fabales, Fabaceae. The record is from RefSeq and is a predicted model, not a curated record. Gene Ontology annotation, molecular function: zinc ion binding; nucleic acid binding. The transcript has 2 exons.